CCAGUCAGUCCAGUUCCACGCGCGACCAUCACGACCAGCUCGAGCAUCUACAAGCUUCAUCGCUCGGCUCGUUCUACUCCCCCUCUCCUCACACAUAUCCGGUUCCGCGCACGGUCGCAGACCACCGACACCCCUCAUCACCAUGAGUUUCCAACCCGUCAACCCUCGGCCAUUCUUGCAGGCCCGAGUCGGCACCGAACUCGUCAUCCGCCUGAAGUGGGGUCAGACCGAGUACAAGGGCACACUGGAGAGCAUCGACUCCUACAUGAACGUCCUGCUGCGCGAUACGGAGGAAUACAUUGACGGCAAGCACACUGGUACCCUUGGUCUGGUGCUGAUUCGGUGUAACAACAUCCUCUGGAUGGGCUCGGCAGACGGCGUCGAGAUGACGGAUCUUGGGUUAAAAUAAACGUUGAUAUGAAGAUUGGGAGACUGGUUGGUGACCGCAUGUGUGCGAUGAGCCGUCAGAGUCAGGGUCUCCAGCCUCGUCGUUGCGGGAUCGAAUAUGAUUCCAUGGUUGAUAGAAACCGACUGUUUCUCGGCGCGGAUUUGACAACGACCUGAGGGCCCCCAGCAACGACUGAGGAUUGUUUGCACAGAUGAGGAGUCCCGCUUGACAGAGGGAGUGUGAUGUGGAGUGGAGGCGACAAUGAUUUACCUGACUGGGCUUUCUAUUGAAGUCCCAUGCCUGAACCAGGACCUUGUCGCUGUUGUUUUUUUUUUUUGUUUGCUUUUACUUUUCGAUUCACGAGGCGUUUUUGAUGGUUUCUCCGAAAUAUUGCAUGGUAACUGGCCAAAAUCGAAUCAAUGUCUUUUGACACGCACAUCUUAUUCUGUGUAUUGGACGAGUAUAUCGUCGGUGGUG
Molecule: messenger RNA, 865 nt
Organism: Penicillium subrubescens
Lineage: Eukaryota; Fungi; Ascomycota; Eurotiomycetes; Eurotiales; Aspergillaceae
Product: small nuclear ribonucleoprotein F
Exons: 4
Coding region: 143-409 (88 amino acids)
Biological process (GO): mRNA splicing, via spliceosome; spliceosomal snRNP assembly
Cellular component (GO): U1 snRNP; catalytic step 2 spliceosome
Molecular function (GO): RNA binding
Source: RefSeq, a predicted model, not a curated record